CUGAGGGCUUCACACAGCUACUCAGGAGAAACGAAAUGAUCUGCCCUGGAGCCGCAGCAAAAUGCUGGAUGGACACCUACUCCUGGGAUGGUUAUCGUUCACACUGGUAGUCCUUGUCUUCUACUUGCCACCGCCCAGCGCAGCCUAUUUCGGGCUGACAGGUAAUGAGCCACUGUCAAUCCUGCCACUGAACUCUCUACCGGAGGAGAACGUGGGCCGGGCCCACUACAAACUGUGCGACCGGCUCAAACUGGAAAAGAAGCAACGCAGGAUGUGCAGACGUGACCCAGGCGUGGCCGAGACCUUGCGAGAGGCCAUCACCAUGAGCGCCCUAGAAUGCCAGUAUCAGUUCCGCUUCGAGAGGUGGAACUGCACCUUAGAGGGGCGCCACCGAGCCAACAUGCUCAAGAGAGGAUUCAAGGAGACCGCCUUCCUGUACGCCAUUUCUUCGGCGGGACUGACGCACGCCAUGGCCAAAGCGUGCAGCGCGGGCCGCAUGGAGCGCUGCACGUGCGACGAGGCACCCGACCUGGAGAACCGCAAGGCGUGGCAGUGGGGCGGCUGCGGCGACAACCUGAAGUACGCCAAUAAGUUUGUCAAGGACUUCCUAGGCAAGCGCUCCAACAAAGACCUGCGCGCACACGUGGACAUGCACAACACCAACGUGGGCCUGAAGGUCAUCAAGGCCGGUGUGGAGACCACCUGCAAGUGCCACGGCGUCUCCGGCUCCUGCACCAUCCGGACAUGCUGGAGGCAGCUGCAGCCCUUCCACGAAGUCGGCAAGCAACUCAAGCAGCGCUACGAGACCUCGGUCAAGGUGGGCAGCUCCACCAACGAGGCCACGGGGGAGGGCGACAUCUCCCCGUCGGGCCGGAGCCAACAACCGCAGCCGCCGCCGCCCGCGCUCCCGCAGCUCAACGAGCAGAUCCCCCGCACUAUCAACCUACUGCACAUCGAGGACUCGCCCAGCUUCUGCAGGCCCAGCAAGUACUCGUCGGGCACGACCGCCCGCAAGUGCUACAAGGACAAGAACUGCGACGCUAUCUGCUGCGGGCGGGGUCACAACACGCAGAGCCGGGAGGUGACGCGGCCCUGCCAGUGCCAAGUGCGCUGGUGCUGCUACGUGGAAUGCAAGCAGUGCACGCACAGGGAGGAGGUGUACACCUGUAAGGGCUGAACGCCGCCGCCAUUACAGGAGUGGGGACACUGAUAAGCACUUUGAGGGAUUCCAAGACAAACUUCUUCUCAGACAACUGGGUGAACAUCUCACGCCUUAAGCAGACUCUACUUAUUCGACUUUUCACGUGCAAGCAUAGCCACGAGAGUGAAGGAAGGAGACGGACGACCCGUGACGGGGAUCCCGUGACGGGGAUCCAUCGACGACUUCCAACAAAAACCAGACAGGGUGUAAGAAUUUUACUCUACACGCACAUAUCUACGCGCGCACACAUUGUGUGUUUGCAUAUGCAUGUAUAUAAGUUUAUAAAGAACGUUUUAUAUAUUGUAUACAAGCCACUUAUGUCAUUUUAUGGUAAAAAGAAAAAAAACCACUAACUGCACAGACGCUUUGCUGUUUUGUGCGACUGUUGCCGCCUUUUUCAUGUGGUGGGGAAAACAAAUUGAAACUUUUUUCUUUUUAAUAGAUCAUUUGCAGCUGUAAGUUGCAUUUUGAAAAUAACUGGACACUUUCUUAGAGACGCCUGCGCCGCCACACAAAAGAUUCCGUUUUUUUUUUUGUGCCUAUCCAAAGAUAAUGACGCUCGCAAUGUUUAUUAUCGUGUUGGUCGUCUCAUGUCAAUUAGCAAAACGAUCGGGACCAAAUUUUAGAAACGGGGCCGUUCUGCACAACCAACCGCAAUAAUAAACAAUGUUAAAUCAUUUUGGACAAUUCUAUGUGGGAACAUUCUCUUUUUUGUUCCCUGGUUUUUGGAGCGGCGCAGGUGUACCUAAUAUUGUGACUGACGGGUGGAUGCAAAUGAGGAAUACAAAUACAAUACGUCCCUCUGCCUUCUUCCGAACGUUCAGGGAAUAGAUUCAGACCACUACGACUGUUUGGGGGGAAACCAUCCAUCAUGAAGACGACAGCGGCCUUGCUAGAAAAAAAUGCGGCCGGACGUAGCAACCAUAUUAUUACCGUUGAGCCAUAUUCCUCAUUAGCAUAAGCACCCGGUCAUCUGAUGCCCUUAUUGUAGACCGUGAAGAUAAAAGCUUCUGAAUUGUCUGCACUUAGCUUCUGGUAAUCAUCUAUAAGAUAUGCAGAUCUUGUUUGUGACUACUGAGUGAGAGAGGGGGGGACCCAGCUUUGUAUGAUAGCAUUCAUUCCCACACUGAAAGCCAAAAAGCCCUUUAUAGUAUUUUUUUGUUGAAAUCUAUAUUUAUGGAUGCAGCACAGAUAUUUUUUUUUUUAAUUGUAAAUAGGUUUCUUUUCCUGUGGUAAUAAGACACGUGAUCAACUAUCGCAAGAAAUGAUUUUCAGUGACACCCCACAGUUUUGUCUAAAAAAAAAAAAAAAAUGUACAGGCAAUGUUUAAAGUCAUGUUAACAUUAUUAACUGUCAUACAGUUAACCAGUCAAAUAUAAAAAAAUGUGACAAAAUGUGUAGAAAUCGACAGGAGUCCGAGCUCACAACAAAAAUAGGGAAACCUAAAACCAUAAAUCCUUUAAUGACAUAUGAAAUGACAUCUAGUGAGGUGCAUUGCGUUGUUUGGACUCCAUGUUUCAUCCAAAUGUCACGUUGGGGCGUUGGAGCUUCCCCCGCACAGAUUCUAAUCAUAGAUCCUGCACCCAGCCACCGUGGUCCAGAAUUUCGAUAAGCAAAUAAAAGCCGCGCAGAAGUUUGCACGCUACAUGCAAACCAUAAUAACUAUGCAGCGCAAAUGCCUGCCUGCCACAGCACACUUUUGGUAUGUGCUCACCCCCCACCCCACCCUUCCACCAAGAAAACACCAACUUCUCUUGGCUGAUGAGCCCGUUGAAGACAAACAGGAAUACCAAAUGCCCACUGAGUGCAUUUUUCUGGCUCCGCUUAUAGAUUGUAUUUAAGGAGAAUGAUGCUGCAAGAUGAUGAUGUCACGCAACAUUCUCAAAAUCCAAAACUCCGCACUGUUUAGUUAGCAGAAGACCAUGUACAAAAAAAAAAAAUCUAUUUUGUAGAAAAAAAAGUAAAUAAAUUAUUUUUAAAUAUAUUAUGAGCGUGUGUUUAGUGUAAAUACGACUAAAUUGAUUUUAUAUCCAGUAUUUUGUAUUUUUUUUUGGUUUGUUUUCAAGAAGCAUGCAAACUUGCUGUUUUUCAAAGCACUAACAAAAUCCUAACAAAUGUGUAUUCAUGCGCACCAUCUCCACAAUAUCUCCAUCGGAUUUGAUCUGUUUGUAUAAUCCACUACUUUCGUGAAAAGCCUUUUAUAACAUGUUGUCACUUUUACAAGUACUCUUUGUUUUUUAUUAGGGUUUGUGCAGUGCGUGUACAAACACACAGCCCGAUACCAACAAGGUUUUUGUCAUGUCUUAUGGGAACCCUAAAUUAUUGUCCUCUACCUCAUGUGUAUAGCUCGUACAUAAGCAGAUCACAAAUGACUGGUAAGAAUGUAUUUAAGUUAUUUAACAUCUUUGUAUAACAAAGGAGAGACAAGAAAUCUGAAAUAAUAAAAAUGAAUUUUUAAAUUA
Molecule: messenger RNA, 3663 nt
Organism: Syngnathus acus (greater pipefish)
Lineage: Eukaryota; Metazoa; Chordata; Actinopteri; Syngnathiformes; Syngnathidae
Gene: wnt9a
Product: wingless-type MMTV integration site family, member 9A
Exons: 4
Coding region: 62-1177 (371 amino acids)
Biological process (GO): canonical Wnt signaling pathway; neuron differentiation; multicellular organism development
Cellular component (GO): extracellular region
Molecular function (GO): cytokine activity; frizzled binding
Source: RefSeq, a predicted model, not a curated record